AUGUCCUCUCUCUUUCGAACUGGACAUGUUCUUCGAGGUAAAUUAGGGAAAUACACAAUCGCAAAGCGAGUCCGAGACACUACCGUCAUCAUUAAGGGCGUUGAAAAUCAUCCACGUGUGAACAAUGAACUAGAUAUUCUCAAACGCUUUCAGGCCAAAACUUCUUGCCUCCGACCUGUCCUUGAUGAAAUUGAAGAUCCUCCCGAGCUAACUAUCAUUGUCUUGAACCACUUUGAAGAUGAUCUUCUUCAAGCAUCAAAGACAAGGCCCUUGAACCGAAAGAAGCUUAAUUGCGUCUCACGGCGUAUUCUUGAAGCGCUCAAUUGUCUCCACCAGGGCGGUUAUAUACAUGCAGAUUUGAAACCAGAUAAUAUCUUUGUAAAUUACGCCGACCGAGGCGUAGGGAACCAUGUGCGAUUUUCAGAUGUUCGACUACGGGAUCUUGGUGACACAUGCCCUAUUGACUCGAAGUGGGCAAGGUCAGGCACUCCAUUAGGGGCGCCGAUGUGGCACAGCCCAGAACUGAUCAUGGAGACUCCGUGGGGCUCUCCAACCGAUAUUUGGUCAUACGGAGCUGUGGUGAGCUUCUCAAUUCUGUUCAAUGAACUGAUCUUGCAAUUUCGAUAUUUUGGCCCCUGGCCUGGUAAGUAUGAAGAGGUUGCAAGUCCCGAGACUUUACAUGCCAUUAGGUGGGUUAUGCAGGAGAUUCCCAAAUCAGAAACUACCCCAUUUGCUAUGAUAACGGAGAAAGAAGUUUGUAAGAGAGAUAAGGAGUUCAUUAUGGAGAUCAGGAAGUUGGACUGGAGGGAUAGGCCAUCCGCCAGGGAGUUGUUGGAGCAUGAAAGGUUGAAGGAGGGUGACAAGGAGUAA
Aspergillus pseudonomiae is the source of this 870-nucleotide messenger RNA. Its product is annotated as putative serine/threonine protein kinase. NCBI's taxonomy places the organism in Eukaryota, Fungi, Ascomycota, Eurotiomycetes, Eurotiales, Aspergillaceae. The transcript is spliced from 4 exons. Gene Ontology annotation, cellular component: cytoplasm. The coding region runs from base 1 to 870 and encodes 289 amino acids. Gene Ontology annotation, biological process: protein phosphorylation. The record is from RefSeq and is a predicted model, not a curated record. Gene Ontology annotation, molecular function: protein serine/threonine kinase activity; ATP binding.